CCAGUGGCCGGCAGUAGGAGAAGRUGGAGCGAGAUGGAUUUUGUCCGACAUUCUGAACAUUUUCUCAGUUUUCUGUUUCCAAAACUAUAAUCUGUAACAAACAGAGUGGACUGCGUUUUGUAGACUUUAGGCUUUACCAAAGUUUUUAAAAAGCGUUGUUUCGAUGGAGUGCGAGGGCGAAUUGUGUWAUUGCAUACGCGCACAUCACAUAGUAUGCGUUCCCUAACGGAAUAUGCAAAUUAAUGCUAAAACGCGCCAAUAGGAGCUCGCUAUCUCGUGCUUGGCUCUGCCCAUCUCCUUGCUUGUUCUGGCCAGUAUGAUUAAUUCGCUCCCAUUGGAAACRACAGGCUCUGAUCUUUCUUGGGUUACUUAUAACAAAUCUUUGGUGCCACUGGCACAUGAUUCCUCUGUUUACAGCACAGCCAUCCGGUAAAAACAUGGAGGACGCCACCAGCAGUAAUCCUCAAUCUAUUGGAUUUACAGAGAAAUUAAAAUCGUGGUUGUCCUGGUCAUGGACAUACAUAUGUGCAGUUUGGUUUGCCAUGGUUUUAACUAUGAUCUAUGUUCUGCGAAGCCCCUUGAAACUGCAGGACACUCUUACCUCAGCAUCUGCGUUCUUGAAUACACUGACCCCUAAAUUCUAUGUGGCACUCACUGGAACAUCCUCUCUCAUCUCUGGCCUAAUCUUGAUAUUUGAGUGGUGGUACUUCCGUAAGUAUGGGACCUCGUUCAUUGAGCAGGUGUCUGUUAGCCAUCUGCGGCCUCUCCUAGGUGGGGUGGAGAGCAGCACGACCACUGGCCUGUUCUCCUCAGUCAACRGAGAGGCUGAGCCUAGACCCAGUGUCUCAGAGUGUAAAGUUUGGAGGAAUCCUUUAAAUCUAUUCAGAGGAGCAGAAUACAGCAGGUACACAUGGGUGACUGGAAAAGAGCCUUUGACCUACUACGAUAUGAACCUGUCUGCUCAAGACCACCAGACCUUCUUCACUGGCGACACUCAGCAACUCAAGCCUGAAGAUACUGGUUUGAAUCUAAGCUUUUCAACCGUUAUGCAGAAGGCCUGGAGGGAGAGAAAUCCCCAAGCCCGGAUCAGAGCAGCUUACCAGGCCAUAGAGAUGAACCACGAGUGUGCUGCUGCCUAUGUACUCCUGGCUGAGGAGGAAGCCACCACCAUCACAGAGGCAGAGCGGCUGUUCAAACAAGCCCUGCGGAGCGCUGGCAAAGACAUCAACUUGCUGGUGUAUAUMAAACGCAGACUGGCCAUGUGUGCACGCAAGCUGGGACGCAUCAAGGAGGCAGUGAAAAUGAUGAGAGAUUUAAUGAAAGAAUUCCCACUGUUGGGAAUGUUGAAUAUACAUGAAAAUCUCCUAGAGGCGUUACUGGAGCUGCAGGCUUACGCUGACGUACARGCAGUCCUUGCCAAAUAUGACGACAUCAGCUUGCCAAAGUCAGCUACUAUAUGCUACACGUCUGCACUGCUGAAAGCACGGGCUGUAUCGGAGAAGUUUUCUCCUGAGGCUGCGUCCCGGCGGGGCCUGAGCACUGCGGAGAUGAACGCUGUGGAGGCUAUACACAGAGCUGUGGAGUUCAACCCACAUGUGCCAAAGUAUUUAUUAGAGAUGAAGAGUCUGAUCCUGCCUCCAGAACACAUCCUGAAGAGGGGGGACAGCGAGGCGGUGGCCUACGCCUUCUUUCACCUGCAGCACUGGAAGAGGGCCGAGGGAGCCUUAAACCUGCUGCACUGCACCUGGGAAGGCACUUUUCGGAUAAUUCCCUACCCUCUAGAGAARGGUCACCUGUUUUACCCCUACCCUGGGUGCACAGAAACAGCAGAUCGGGAACUGCUGCCCUCCUUCCACGAGGUGUCUGUGUACCCAAAGAAAGAGCUUCCCUUCUUCAUCCUCUUCACAGCGGGCCUUUGUUCGUUCACCGCCAUGCUGGCCAUGCUCACACACCAGUUUCCUGAGCUYAUGGGCGUCUUUGCCAAAGCAUUCUUCAGCACCCUAUUCGCACCCCUGGGUUUCUUCGCUGACAAGAUGGAGAGCUUCAUGCCGUCCAGUUUUUGGCAUCAGCUGACUCGAAUCUGACCCCAUCACACACACACGCACACACCACAUACACAAACACACUCCUCAGACACCAACACUCCAAAACUAUAGACAGAAAUGUUUGCUCUCCUGUCUUCAGCAUUUACACACACUUUGGUAAUGAUUCUGUUGGCCAAGUCUUGUAUCAUGAGACAGAUAUUUUUUAAAGUAAACGUUUACCAGAUAUUCACACAGUCAUUCAUUUAUUAUUAUUAUUAUUAUUAUAUGAACUUGAAGUUACGUUGAGUAACACAGAAUGGUAAAUUGAGAGUAUUUCAACCCACAGUUUACUCCCAAGUCUGACCUCGAAAUUGGGCCAUUCUCUCAUAGAUGAAGUGCCGAAACAGUAAAUGAAACAAUAAAUGAAUGAUUCUAAAUGAGCACACAAUUAUUUUUCUUUUGGAGUGCAGUGAUGGUUCACGUUUCAUCAUUCUGAAAGCUUAACACUACAGUUCCUACUCGGUUCUAUUUGCUGUCGAUAAUAUCUGGCCAAAUGUAUUGCCUGUGUUAGCUGGUGCAACAGGAGCGAGAUAGAGGUAAAGGCCUGUUUUCCRGGAUCACAGUUAUGCACAGACAGAUUUCUGUUCACUAGAACAAAGUAUGUGUGUCAAAAGAGUACAUGCCAGUUCAGAUAGGUAAAAAAAAAAAUCUGCAUAACCUUUAUGGUACAUUGUCUUCCUAUGGGGUGGAGUUUGUGAGACCGUCUAAAAAUAAAUCCUUGAUUUACUGCCUCACCAUGUCUGUAGUGUAUACAACACCUGCAACGUUUUGCCAGUUGUUGCUACGGCAUGCCACCUCAGUAUUAUAUCACUCUAGCCCCUCAGACGUAGCAUGAAAAUGUAAAUGGGAUAUUGACUGGUCAUGGCAUCACUCACAGCCAAUUACAUAACGUAAAGCUGCAUUUCUAGUUUCUCCUCUAUGAGUUGGAGGCAACUCGUAUUGCUCAGGUGUUAUGGGCAGUGUUUAACUUGGGAAGGAGCUCACCAGUGUUGGGUACCGGCACCGGCAUGUUCUACUGCUUGAGCUCCUGUUCCUCUUGUAAAAUAUUAGCUCAAAAGUAUUGUGGAGCUCCUGCACCAGAAUAUAAACAGUACCGGCACCCAAAAUGAGUACCGGCACCUAUUUCAGUCCAAGUCAAGCACUGGUUAUGGGGCAAUAGCAAUCACAACAGGACACUAUUUGUUUGAAGUACUGUAUGAUCUCACUUUAUCCUCAUCAGCAAAUACUCUGAACCAUGAUCUAAGACUAGUCAAUAGCCAAUAUUUUGUGGCAGGACUUGAAUAGCAUGAAGUGCCUCACUGGCUCAACAGACAGAUUGGAAAUAAUCGGCUUGAUGAAAUUGAAAGACAUUGCCCACGAUACUGCCAGAUAUUUAUUUAUUGUGUUGAUGAACCAACGUUGCGGGCAUACAGUGCCUUAUUCACCGUAGAAGACCAGUGGUUUCAGAACAUGCUCAUUCAUUUGCUAAUUCCUUCAACUGUAUUAUAUGUUUGAGUAUACAUGAACCCAAUUAUGAGUCAAGACAGCAGUGAGAGCUGACCGUUUAUUGGUUGCUGGUGGUGCAUUGGCAUCACGGUCAAUUAUCACACAUUGCUUGAACAGCACUAAUAAUUGGUUUGCUUACAUUCAACUUGUGUCAAAGCCAUCAGCCUUCCUGUCUGGCUAUACUGUGCACUAUCUGGGUGUACUUACUGUCCACUAUUUUAAUUCCAUACUCUUGGGUUAUAUUUGAGUAACAUGAUGAAAUGCUGAAGACAGAAGUCAUAAUAUUUGACCUAACUACCAUAUGAUGAGUUGGAUAGCUCACAAUAAAUUGGUUAUUGAAUGUAAUUUGAAUGUGUUUGUGUUUGAAUUUUUGUUGUACAUUGUGAACAAAUAAAUCAAUAAAAAUAAAMACGAUUCAAGAUG
Salvelinus sp. IW2-2015 is the source of this 3992-nucleotide messenger RNA. It is a transcript of the gene st7l, whose product is annotated as suppression of tumorigenicity 7 like. Gene Ontology annotation, molecular function: protein binding. Lineage: Eukaryota; Metazoa; Chordata; Actinopteri; Salmoniformes; Salmonidae. The record is from RefSeq and is a predicted model, not a curated record.